GGGAGAACUUCUGAUGGUCCAAUGAGGCAUCAAUCAAGGAUGCACCAAGGCCGUCUACGACUUCGCCCCUGGCUGGAGGAACAGAUUCAUUCUGGGAAGUACCCUGGGGUUGUGUGGCUUGACGAGCCAGCCAAGAUUUUCCAGAUCCCAUGGAAACAUGCUGCUCGACAUGGUUGGAAUAUAGACAAGGACGCCACUCUGUUCCGAAACUGGGCAAUUCACACUGGCAGGCACAAACCUGGCAUAGACAACCUGGACCCAAAGACAUGGAAAGCGAACUUCCGCUGCGCUCUCAACUCUCUGCCAGACGUAAGGGAGUUGCACGACAAGAGCAUGAAGAAAGGGAGCAACGCUUUCAGGGUGUAUGUCAUGCUGCCUAGCGCCAAGAGCCAAAGGAGAAGGAAAGGCAAGCAUUGAAAGUCCCCCCAUAAACUCAACUGUGAUGGUCACAUUACCAACAGCAUGUCCACAAGCAAUUAUUAUGUGCUAAUAGAAUGCUAGAACUGAACAUAACAAGCCUUGUGUUUUCCAUUUAGUACAACUUCUGAGUGAAACUGAUCACUGAUCCGAUCU
This is a messenger RNA of Clupea harengus (Atlantic herring), 573 nucleotides long. RefSeq names its product interferon regulatory factor 1a (gene irf1a). Gene Ontology annotation, molecular function: RNA polymerase II cis-regulatory region sequence-specific DNA binding; DNA-binding transcription factor activity, RNA polymerase II-specific. Gene Ontology annotation, biological process: regulation of transcription by RNA polymerase II; immune system process. Lineage: Eukaryota; Metazoa; Chordata; Actinopteri; Clupeiformes; Clupeidae. Gene Ontology annotation, cellular component: nucleus. The record is from RefSeq and is a predicted model, not a curated record.